Messenger RNA from Paramuricea clavata, 1540 nucleotides. The record is from the annotation of a GenBank genome assembly. Lineage: Eukaryota; Metazoa; Cnidaria; Anthozoa; Malacalcyonacea; Plexauridae.
UGAUUUGUUUGAAAAGCGCCAAUUAUCGGAAUCCGAAGAAUUGAGGUAAGAUUUUUUAUUAUUGUUGAAUCAUUUUAGAUAAUGUAAUGUAAUGUGAAGGGAUCGUUUGUUGAUCUACCAAGUAGUUGCUGUGCCUUUGUUGGCUGCACCCAUGAAGAAAUUAUCUGAGGUGCCCCUUGGGAAAGUCUAGCAACAAACUUGGUGGUGGUUUAGCCGGCAAAGUUUAAAAAUUGCGCAUGCGCGAUACAAAUUCUAUUCAGUACUUCUGAAGAUACUGAAGGUUUUCUCUAUAUAUUUAGUGAUUUGAUUGAAAAGCGUCAAUUAUCGAAGUCGAAAGCCGAAGAAUUCUUGUAUUGAGGUAAGACAUUUGAAAGUUCAACUACUUUGGGUAAUAUAAAAUCGCUUGUUAGCUUGUCAAGUUGUUGCUGUGCCCUUGUUGGCUGCACCCAUGAAGAAAUUAUCUGAGGUGCCCCUUGGGAAAGUCUAGCAAUGAACCGGUUUAUAGUUGUUGCAGUUGACGACAACGUCUUGUCAUAAGAAGCUUUCAUAGCAGUUUACUUAUGUAGAAUUAUAUAUUGAGGUCACGACAGUAAUUUAGUAUUAUUUUCCCUCUAUUUGCAGAAUGGGAUACACCUGCAAGGUUUGUUCAAAAAAGUUCACACAGCUGAGAAGUUUAACUCGUCACGAACGGUCUAUUCAUGGAGAAAAAAGGUUUUGUUGUGAUCAGUGUAGUCAGUCUUUUACACGAAAAGAUGAUUUAAGGAGACAUCAGAAGCGACACGAAAGAACUGUUAGUCAUACCUGUAACAACUGCAGAAAAGAGUUUUACCGUCGUGAUAAGUUGGUGGAACAUCAAAUGCAUUGCCAAGGGAACCCUUUGAAAAGAGGACAUGACGAAGACGAUAGCAGUCCAGCCCCAACGAAAGCACGAAUUGAUGUUCAAAUUGGAGAAGGCGAACUAGACAGCCAAGUUGAAGGAAAUGACAACCCUUGCAGUUCAACAACAGCUUUUGAAGAUUCCUUGAAGAAAGUCGUACUGAAACCUCGAAAAGAUCAAAAGCAAGAUAUGUCUCACUUCUUACGUGGCAAGACAAAACCCAUGUUGAAUCACCUUUCGAAAGAGUUGGUAGAGAAAAGAGGCAUCAAAUGGUUCAUCAACGUCAAAGUGCGGUUUACUAAACCUAAACCCGAUGGUGAAGAUCUGGUCACCGAACCCCACUUCCGCAGUCACUGCAUGAAAACGGUAAACCAGCAUGAACUCGUUAACCAAUUAGACGAAGCCAAGCAGAAAAUUACCCAGUCGUUCGUUGUAUUUCAAAAAGAAGGAAGUGGUUGGGUAUUAGACGAAAUCCUUCAUCUUGACCUGAACCUGGCUCAUUCUGCUCCAGUAAAAGGAUCCAAUUAUGUUCCUCUUGCCAGCAAGCUAAAGACUAAGAAAGCUAUUAUCAACAUCAAGAAUUCUGACAACAAGUGUUUCAUGUGGUCUGUUCUCGCCAGUAUCCAUGAAGUACCUCUCCUCGACAGUUUCAAAAUGAAUUAG